This is a messenger RNA of Perkinsus marinus ATCC 50983, 1143 nucleotides long. RefSeq lists its product as hypothetical. Bases 1 to 1143 code for a protein of 380 amino acids. The transcript has a single exon. The record is from RefSeq and is a predicted model, not a curated record. NCBI's taxonomy places the organism in Eukaryota, Perkinsozoa, Perkinsida, Perkinsidae.
AUGGUCAUGGAUGGAUGUCUUAACAUCUACUGCUAUCAGAGACACACACUGGGCGCUGCUCCAGCUGAAGAAAUUCAGAGUUUCGCAUUGAGGCUUCUCACUUGUAAGUUCAAGUCCAGUGAAGACCAACUAGCCGCUGCUCGGGCGAGCGCUAAUGUUGCUGUAUGCUGUCCUACUGACACCGACAAGGGCCACGAUGAGAUCUUCAAGCGAAUCAUAGAAAUGAAUGAGGAACCCGAGGAUGAGUCCAUAGGGUUGGUGGACGCUGCACAUGCCUGUCUACUGCUGGGAGAUGGUUUGGAAGGGCUGGCAGCCCGCUACUUGAGGGACUCACUCAGGAGCACCGACAAGGCCGUGAGGGCUCGGGCCUUCAGUGCUGCUACUCGGACAAAUCGCAGAGUCUCCUGUCUGGUGCCUGCCUUGGUCGAAUACGCUAGCUUGCGAGAAGCCGCUGCUCCGGUGCUCUUCGAAACCAUCGCUAAGCAUUUGUCUGUUGAUACCUUGUCGGGAAUUGACGCCUUGCUAGUCGCACAAGCUGAACAGGCGGCGGCUCUCCGUCAUGCUACAAUACCGGAGAUUUGUGCUCAGCGGGGAGCGGUAUUGCCUGUGAGUGUCCGUGUAAUUGACAUCGAGGGGGCGCCUGCUGCUCUCAAACGGCUGGCGGCUCGCUUGGUGUCUGAAUGCCUCCAAGAUGGACGGUAUCAGCCAUUGCGCAUGCAUGCCAUCGACGAGCUCGCCAAGUGUCCUAACCCUCCUGAUAUCCUGCUGGACCAGGCCUUGAAGCCCUGCGAGGAGCUGCGAAACCCUAAGGAUCGAACGCUAGGUAAGGUCGCCAUAUUAGCCGGCAUGGUCCUGAGGAACAGCGCUAAGGUGACGUGCAGCACGAGAAGGAGAUGUUUCUCAUUCUUGCUGAGAAUAAUUGAGAAGGCUUGGCUAGUCUCUGGAUAUGUGUCUAACGUGGCGAUGGGGCAGUUGAGGGAGGCCCCAAGGGGGCAGGUCGAUUGGCUCAGAGUGGCCCAGGUCACAGAAGUUGCCUUAAAGAUGAUCCCGGGUGACAGGGAUGCGGCGGUAGCUAAGAAAGAAAUGGCCUUGCAGAAUUUCCUCACAAUUAUUGUUUCUGCUGAAUUAGAAGUAUGUUCAUGA